Messenger RNA from Pollicipes pollicipes, 3324 nucleotides. Its product is annotated as adhesion G protein-coupled receptor E1. The transcript is spliced from 26 exons. Bases 1 to 3324 code for a protein of 1107 amino acids. The record is from RefSeq and is a predicted model, not a curated record. Gene Ontology annotation, biological process: homophilic cell-cell adhesion; G protein-coupled receptor signaling pathway; cell surface receptor signaling pathway. Gene Ontology annotation, cellular component: membrane. NCBI's taxonomy places the organism in Eukaryota, Metazoa, Arthropoda, Thecostraca, Pollicipedomorpha, Pollicipedidae. Gene Ontology annotation, molecular function: protein binding; calcium ion binding; G protein-coupled receptor activity.
AUGGGAGACCUGGUGACCCAGGUGCGGGCCCGCGACCGGCGCGACCCGGCGCUGCGGCCCACCUACUCGCUGCCACAGGGCGCCGACUACGCUCAGUUCAGCCUGGAUAAAGAGACCGGCCAGAUCCGCACCAGGAGGCCGGUGAACCGCGGCGUGAACGACACAUACGAGCUGGCGGUGAUCGCCUACGGCGGCGGCGAGUCGCGGGUCCAGCAGAUCAGCGUGCUCGUCUCGCAGAGGAACCUGCAUCCGCCCAGGUUUACACAACGGGUCUACAGGGUGGAGGCGCCGGUGAGCGCGGCGGCAGGCACGCCGCUUCUUCAAGUGCGCGCCACCGAUAACGACACAGUGGCCUACAACAGGCAGGCCCUGUACAGUAUGAAGGCCCCUGAGAAUGCGAGCCGGUACCUGACGCUGGACCAGGGCAGCGGCCAGAUCUCGCUGCGUCGCACGCCGUCGCCCGGCCUGCGCUCGCUCAACGUGACCGUGUCGGCCCGCGACCUCGGCUCGCCCUCCUACCACGACUCGGCACACGUCCAGGUCACGUUCAGGACGAUAUCAGAGCCGCUGGCCGUGCGGGCCGUGCAGAGCACCAACAGCAGCGUGUACGUCUGCUGGCGGCGACCCCGCAACGGACCCGUGUCCGGUUACAUGCUGCAGCUGCGCUCGGCCGACGCCGCCGGCGCCGCCAACGCCACCCGGCUGGUGCUGCGCGACCGCAGCCAGCUGAUGACGCGCUCCGUGACCCUGAUCCAGGAGGACGGCAAAAGCAACGAGAAACACGAGAUGUUACUGGAGGAGGACGAAGAGUGUACGCUGCUGGACGGCUUACAGCCAUGGACCAAAUACAACAUGGUGGUGUACGGUUGGCGGGAGCACGAGACUGGGAUGGCCAGCCAGAUGGUGACCUUCGGAACACGCCUCAGCCCAUGCACGGGAAACGUGUGCGGCAACGGCACGUGCCGCCGCUCGGCCGGACGGCCCGGAUACACGUGCACGUGUCCAGAGGGUGCCUACGGCCAGCGGUGUCAACACGUGGACCCGUGCCAUACGAAACCGUGCCAAAACUUCGGCGCGUGCCGCAACCUCAGUUCGGAGGCGUUCGAGUGCCGCUGCAUGGCCGGCUUCUACGGCACCACCUGCGCCGACUUCAACCCGUGCUUCGGCAACCCCACGCCGUGCCUGAACGGCGGCACCUGUCACAGUAACGUCUCCAACACAUACGUGUGCACGUGUCCCCCACUGUACCGUGGGGACACGUGCGCCACGUUCGACCCGUGCGCAUCAGCCAAGUGCAGGAACGGCGCCACGUGUUACGCCGAGGCGGAGAGCUACCGGUGCCAGUGUCGCCUGGGAUACGCAGGCCCGCACUGCGAGCUGGACCUGGACUUCUGCGCCUCCUCGCCCUGCAACAAUGGCGCCACCUGCGUAGAUGGCGCCACCGACUACACGUGCCUCUGCCCUGCUGGCUUCACUGGCAUCGACUGCCAUAUCAACAUAGACGACUGCGCUGGCGACCCCUGCCAGCAUGGAGGCGUGUGCCGGGACGGUCUGGCCAGCUUCCGGUGCAGCUGCCCGGAGGGGUACACGGGCCAUCUCUGCCAAACGCCAGUGAGCUGCCCACCAGAGCUGGAGGACGGCCGCUGGGGCCGGCUGUUGUGGGCUGAGACGCCGCUGGUGGCGCGUGCUCACAACAUCUCCGAGCGAAUCUGGCGCAACGUGACGUCAUACGGCGGCGCGCUCAACCCUGGUUCGUUCACAUCGGCAGCGCAGCAGCUGGCUGACGUCAUGCCCCAGGCGGCCAAAGAUGGUCACCUGGUGCGGGCCGUGGAGCAGCUGGCUGUCGUCCUGCCGGUGCUCGGCGACCAGGCGGGCCCCCGGCUGCGGCUCAGGUACGGAUGCUCACCCCCGGCUGUGGCUCAGGUGCGGAUGGGCCCCCGGCUGCGGCUCAGGACCCGGAACAUAGCGGUGGAGACGAUCGACUACAGCGGUGACGAGCUGCUCGCGCUGGCGGCGCACGGUUUGGACGUGAGGAUGCCGUACGCUGUGCUGAAGCAGGCCGCCCGGCACCAGCGCCGUCUGCGGCUGGUCGUCAUCGCCUACAGGACGUCGCUGCUGUUUCCCGCCCAGCGGCGGCGCGUCGGACCCGAUCCCGGCGUCAUCAGCGUCACCAUUCCCGGGUACGAUGCACACCAGCUGCCGGAGCCAGUCACGUUCGGCUUUUCUUCGAACGCUGCUGAAGGUUUUCAGCCGCGCUGCGUCUACUGGAACGAAGAGGAGAUGGCAUGGUCGACGGCUGGGGUCCGGACUGAGCCGGCGGCCGAGCGCACCGUCUGCUCCACCAGCCACCUCAGCUCGUUCUCGGUCCUGUUUGACCCGGUGGCGACGCCGAUCGGCGGCCUGCACGAGCGCAUCCUCAGCGUGCUCAGCUACAUAGGCGCCACGCUCAGCCUGCUGGGUCUGGCGCUGACGAUCCUCACCUACAGUCUGUUCAGGUGCCUGAACCGGGACCGGCAGGGCAAGAUCCUGCUCAACCUGUGCGUGUCACUGCUGCUGAUGAACGCCGCCUUCCUGGUCUCUAACCUGCACGCCGUGCUGCCGUCGGCUCAGUUCUGCAUCUCCACCGCCGUCGGCCUUCUGUUCGCCUGGGGCCUUCCCCUGGCGAUCGUGCUCUCCACCCUGGCCUCGGACCGGCGCGCCUACUAUCAGGCCAUCGACGAGCACUACUGCGUCAUCACGGCACGACAGCCGUACAUCUACUACAUCAGCUUCUUCGGUCCCGGGUGCGUGAUCCUGGUAAUCAACGUGGUGGUCUUCGCGCUAGUGGCCCGUGUUCUCUUCCAGCAGAGGACGCUGGGCAAAUUUGGUGCCGUUCGUAAAUCCAUCUCAAUCAGCCAGGUGCGGGGUGCAUUCACGGUGAUGACGCUGCUGGGCGUCACCUGGGUGCUGGGCGCCUUCGCCCUGGGCCGCACGCGCUUGGCCUUCUCCUACAUCUUCACCAUCCUGAACUCGACGCAGGGCUUCAUCAUCUUCGUAUCGCGCUGCCUGCAGUACCCCGAGGCGCGGCUAGCCUGGCUGACACUCAUCAAGACGGGCCGGCGAAAGCAGCGACGCGGCUCAGCGCCCUCUUCCAGUUCACAGGCCAACAAGAAGAGCUCGCUGCCCUCCAGCAGGACGGCCGCCCUCUCGGCCAGCUACUCGAUGAGCUCAUCGAGUGAAGGCGGCUGGCCGGGCCGACAGCGGAUGUCGGUGACAGCCGAGCUGACAGUGUCCAGCUGUCAGCACGCCAAGCAGCCGGUGCCGGGUCUCUGGCAGACGAACUGA